Molecule: messenger RNA, 585 nt
Organism: Suillus plorans
Lineage: Eukaryota; Fungi; Basidiomycota; Agaricomycetes; Boletales; Suillaceae
Exons: 5
Coding region: 1-585 (194 amino acids)
Source: RefSeq, a predicted model, not a curated record
AUGGCGUCCCAACAGACCGAGCUUCCACUCGCUGACGCCAUGAAUGUCGACGUCGCUACUUCUGCUGAGGCUGUAGACGCCUUCCCUCCUCGUUCCCACUCGGGACAAGGGCGUCGUUCGAAUCGUCGACGUGAUUGGUAUCGUGGACGAGGAGGUCCCUACCAACACGAGACCCGAGCCCAAAACGCUGACGCCAUGAGCACCUUCACUAGCUUCUUCAGAGCUGAGGCCAAAGCUAAGGAGCUGGCAACCCGUAAGGAGGCAUAUGCCUUCAACCAGCAGAUAACCGUCAAAGUCACUCUUCGUCUCAUCGUGAUCGUGAGCGCCGUUCCGGCCCUCGAGCUCCUAGUGGAUCAGCCUCUCGAGCAUUCAAACCAUUUGCCAGCCACGUACCUCCUCCCAUUGAUAGCUGCCGUCAUGGAGGAAGAGACUCGCAAUCCUACCGUCUUACCACCUCCUCCAGUUGACCCAGUCCCUGACCCAGGAAGAGACGUCGCAGAAAUUGUCGAAGCGGCUGAACGUCUUGACCUAGAGAACUCGUGGCUGCAAAACUCGCAUCACCUGAAGAAACAGGUCCCUCGCUAA